AUGUUCAUCGACUAUGAGUACGCGGAUUUCAACUAUACCCUCUUCGACAUAGCCAACCACUUCUGUGAAUUUGCAGGAGUUGAGGAUCCUGAUUACAAUCUCUGCCCGGACCGUGAAGAAAUGCGUACAUUUUUACAAUUUUACUUGGAAGCCAGGCAUGACCAUGUGGACGAAGCUGUAUUAGCAAGAAUGUUGGACCGCGUUUCACUAUUUCAGGCGUCUGCUCACCUCCUAUGGUCGGCGUGGGCUUUGGUGCAAGCACAAAACUCAACGCUUGAUUUCGAUUAUGCCAGCUAUGCCACAACUCGAUAUGAGCAGUAUGAGAUUUGCCUGAACAAUUACUUGAUGCAAGAUGACGAUUUGUGA
Messenger RNA from Cylicostephanus goldi, 366 nucleotides. The record is from the annotation of a GenBank genome assembly. NCBI's taxonomy places the organism in Eukaryota, Metazoa, Nematoda, Chromadorea, Rhabditida, Strongylidae.